CUUCAGUGAAGACUCCCGCUUUUCCGGUUUUGAUUCUCUGUGUGGGACGAAGCGGAAGCGAGAAAUCAUCCGAGCAGAGAUUGUGUUGCACUGAUACUGUGUCGAUUCAGUAGGAAAGUCCGCUCUUUUUGCUGUGUUUACAGUCGACCCCCGAGUUACAAACAACACGGGUUGUCACAAACAGCGGGGGCCAUGGAGUCUCACGGCACAGACGAGAUUAAGGGACCGGUGCUGCACAUCGCGGUGGUUGGAUUUCACCACAAAAAGGGCUGUCAGGUUGAAUUCUCCUACCCGCCGCUGAUGCCAGACGAGGGUCACGACAGCAACCUGCUGCCUGAGGAGUGGAAGUACCUCCCGUUCCUGGCUCUACCUGAUGGGGCACACAACUACCAGGAAGGUUCGUCACCUGGGAAUUCAUUAUUGUACAUGAAGUGUGUGUAUGGAGUGUCCUGUUACCGACAAAUAGAAGCAAAGGCCCUGAAGGUCCGGCAGGCUGAUGUCACCAGGGAGACGGUUCAGNGCUGUGUCUGUUUGGGUUUGCAGCCUCUCUACGGUCUGCUCCAAGCAAAGCUGCAGCUCAUCACACACGCCUACUUCGAAGAGAAGGACUUUUCCCAGAUCUCCAUUCUAAAGGAGCUGUACGACCACAUGAACGGUUCUCUGAGGGGGUCGGCUCUGGAGGGGUCACAGGUUUACUUAGGUUUAUCAUCGAGAGAUCUUAUACUGCACUUUAGACACAAGGUUCUCAUCCUCUUCAAGCUUAUUCUGCUGGAGAAGAAGGUCCUGUUCUAUGUGUCUCCUGUCAACAGACUAGUAGGAGCUCUGAUGACAGUUUUGUCGCUGUUUCCAGGUAUGAUUGAGCACGGACUGGUGGACUCGUCCCACUACAAGCCUAAGAACGGCGUGUCAGAGGACCCAAAUCUGGCAGAGAUUGUCUCUGGAGUCGAGGACUUUGUCUCUGUGUCCGUCACCGACUUUGCCAACUCCACCUCAGAGCUGCAGGGAGAGGAGACUGUGGAGACAGCCCAGCUGGCCGCAGAGUCUCUGUCCUCUGGGAAAAGCACAGAGGAAGACAACCACCUCCUCAAACCGCUGUCUCGACCCUCUCCAGAGUCCUCCGAGAGCGACUGGGAGACUCUAGACCCCACUGUGUUAGAGGAGGGUGGUUCGAAUGUGACGGCUGAAGGGAAGGAGAAGGGCUCGGCACUGCCCGACUCCUUCGACUCCAAACCAGGGACGCCAAUCACAGUGCAGCCACAGGCAGCCAGUAAUCAGGGAGGUGUCACCCAAGGCCUGGUGUCUGGUCUGGAAGAGGAUCAGUACGGUCAGCCACUCGCCAUCUUCACUAAGGGUUACCUGUGUCUACCCUACAUGGCCCUGCAGCAGCAUCAUCUCCUAUCGGACGUGACUGUGCGAGGCUUCGUUGCGGGGGCGACCAACAUUCUCUUCCGCCAGCAGAGGCACCUCAGUGAUGCGAUUGUUGAGGUGGAAGAAGCUCUUAUCCAGAUCCAGGACCCUGAGCUCCGGAAGAUGCUGAACCUGACGACAGCGGACCUACGAUUCGCCGACUACCUGGUCAAACAUGUGAUGGAGAACCGCGAUGAUGUCUUCCUGGACGGGACGGGCUGGGAGGGCGGAGAUGAGUGGAUCAGAGCCCAGUUCACCCUGUACCUCCACGCUUUACUGUCCUCUGCAUUACAACAAGAUAAUGAGAGGCUGCUGGCUGAUUAUGGUGCACCGUUCAUCGCAGCCUGGAGGGUCACCCACAACUACCGGGUGUGGUACAGCAACAAACACCCUGCCAUGACCACCAUCACCCCAGGACACCCGUUCCAAGGCCAGUACAGUGUUGCUGAUGUGAAACUACGGCUCUCACACUCAGUGCAGAACAGUGAGCGAGGGAAGAAGAUCGGUAAUGCCAUGAUCACUACCAGUCGCAAUAUGGUCCAGACUGGGAAGGCAGUGGGUCACUCAGUGGGUGGAGCGCUGACUAACGCCAGGUCGGCCAUGAUCACUUGGUUCUCCACACUGGCUCAGCCUGCAGCCGUAACCCCUCCAGCCUGCCCCGAGCCCACCACUGAGUUAAAACCGUGACCACCGGUGCCUCGAAAACCUCCAGUGACUCAGAUCCUCUGGCUGCUAUGAAGCAUGAGGGUCAGCAGAGUGAGAAGUGGUUUUAUGAUGGAUGUGAGUAGAAAAUGAUAAUCUUUCUUCAAAUGGGAGUUUUAAUUCUGAAACAUAAAACCUGCCAGUCAUGCCUCUCGUUGGAGAUUCUGGGGUUUUUCCCAGUAUCACAUUAGUGGAAUCCCACUCCGGGCGGGAAGGCAGCACUGCCGUUAUAAUAACUGUACAGUCCAUAUCCACUGUGAGGGAGAGGCUGCCAGCACUUUUGAUCAAAACCAGAAAUUUCAGCAAGCCUCAUCACAUGUGACUACUUGUUCCUGAUCACUGCUGCAGUUUAUACUACUGGAUGCUUUCCUGUGAGACUAAAGAUGCUGUCAGUGGGUUUGCGGUGUUCACUUUUUGCUGCAUAUUUCUAGUAUAUGUGUAUAUAUAGCAAACAAUUUUACUGAAAAAUGAUGUAAAAAAAAAUUAUAAUCUGUGUCAGGAUUUGACCAAAGUGCAUGACCUGUAGCCCCUCUGAAGACUGAAUGGAUUAGAUUCUAUAUUUAGUCUGGUACAAGUUUAAUGAUGACUGUAAAAAUAUUGUAGUUGUCUCCGUAACAGCAACAAAUUUCCUGAGUGAGGUGUAAUUAUGUAAACAUACAUGUUGAGUGACUUAAGUAAGGCUUAUUUGCAUAUAGUCUAAAAUGUCAAAAAUGCAAAAAAAAAAAAAAAGUCCGUUUCUCAGAGUCCGAACUGACAGUAAAAGUCUAUAAAAAGUAAUAAUACCUAUAGUUUAAUCAGUUAUUUAAAUAACUGAUUAGUGAAUGGAAAAACUUUUUGGAAACAAUUUUUACUUAAUCGUUUCAGUCUUUUGUCAAGAAAAAUGCCAAACACUCUCUGGCUCUUUUGUGCUUCUCAAACAUGAGCAUAGCAGGUUAUCACACACAAAACUAAUAUUUGUUAGCUAAAUUAUUACCACCGUAAAUAUAAAGCUUAAUAUUUUCCUUUAACCUUGCGUCAAUAAAAAAAAAAGCUUUUUAUUUUUUUUAUUAUAACAGGCAAUAAAGAAUUUUAGCUGGCUAGGAAACGCCAACAUGGUUAACUAGCUAAUGCUACUAAGAAGUUGUUUGAUGUGAAAGAGAAUUUAUAUCAAAUCAUACACACCGACCACAAUAACAUCCAAGACUGAUUUCAAGCGUGGUUUUGAUGACAAGAGUAUCUGUAAACAUCUAAGUAGCAUUAGUGCAUAAGUGUGGUUUGCAUUAAUGUUAGCUUGAUGGCUAAAAGCCAAAAUUGCUCCACUCAGUAGUGAAUGUGGGAAUUGUUUUGUGCCAAAAUAUCACAAAAUAAUAAAAUGAUGGAGUCAGAUGCACAUUGAGUGUAGUGACACAAACGAGCUGUAAUUGAAUUUAGCCACCAGUCUUUUUUUUUUAAUUAAUCUACUCCACAGAGGUCUAGAUUGAUCCACUGAUAAAAAUAUGCAGGGAAAGUAGAUAAAUACAUGACAAGCUGAUAAAAUAGAAAUUUUAAGCAACCAUGAAAUAAAAUAAACCAGGGAGUGGUAAAUAGAAAAGUAAAGAGGGUUCGAUUGGUUUUAUAAGUGGAAAUGUUUAUGCUAUUUUUUUUUUUACCAACUGGAGGUUAAAAUAAAAUCUUAGUUGUAUUUAUUUUUAGACUUAAUUUAAUGAUUUAACUAACAGUAUUAUUUAUUGAUCACCUGUAUUUUGACUUCAUAUUCGUUAUUACAUGCAGUCAGUUUUGGGGCUGUUUGAAUUACUUUUUGUCCAGUCGGUAGCCCUAAACCACAAACACUUAGUUUACAGCGAUAAAAGCAGUGAAUACUUGACAUUUUUCUUGAUAAGAUCAUCUGAAUGCUGUUACUGAAAUAACCACAGUAAAUGAAUCCUUGUAAACCCAGUGCCUGAUGUUGUGCCCUAAUACACAUGAUAAAAUCUUCCUUGACUACAAAGGAACCUGCACCCAGCUGUCUUUAACAGGCGGUUUAUAAUCCUUCACCCAGGCCUUUUUAUACUUUGCUGUCAGUAUAUGUAUUUGGAGAACUACAUAUAUUAAGUCUGAAGAUAGUUUAAAAUCAGAUAACUUAUUUAUUUGUUGUGUAUGAACUUCUCAUAAAUAUCCAUAUUUUGUCCUGGACACUGGAACAAAUCUUAAUCUGUGGACCGCGGUGUGUAUUUGUACAAAGCACCCAUAAUUUUGUUAAUGUGAAUCUGUAUCUUGUAUAACUAAUUACAAAGUGUUUACAGGAUCAUUUUCCUCCUUGCUAGAAAUACUCAACUUUGGAUGAAAAGUGGUCCAGUGAGCAUGCGCUUUCCAGUCCAGUUUUACAGCUGUCAUGUCUUUAAAAGGUUUUGAAUGUUUACUUUUUUUUAUUUAUUUUUUUUGCUUUUAGA
Molecule: messenger RNA, 4517 nt
Organism: Monopterus albus (swamp eel)
Lineage: Eukaryota; Metazoa; Chordata; Actinopteri; Synbranchiformes; Synbranchidae
Gene: avl9
Product: AVL9 homolog (S. cerevisiase)
Exons: 16
Coding region: 193-2094 (633 amino acids)
Cellular component (GO): cytoplasm
Source: RefSeq, a predicted model, not a curated record